ACCAUCUUCGUUUCCUACUAAUUCCUUUUGCUUGUGUCAAGUGUUCUUCUUCAGUUUAUUGCAUCAGAUUUAAACUUGAGUUUUCAUUUUGCAAAAGAAAAAAUCAACCAAAGAAAAUGGCAACUGCAGUGACUAAAGCUGCUGCAAUGGUGUCGAUGAUGAUGAUGCUUUUGAGCGUAACAUGCCAAGCACAUCUUUCUUCUACAUUCUAUGCAAACACUUGUCCAAAUGCACUCAGUACUAUUCGGACUACCAUUAGAUCUGCUAUCGCAGCUGAGCGUAGAAUGGCAGCAUCACUGAUUCGCCUUCAUUUCCAUGACUGCUUUGUUCAGGGAUGUGAUGCCUCAAUUUUACUAGACAAUGCUCCAUCCAUUAUUAGUGAGAAAACUGCAUUGCAGAAUAAUAAUUCUGCAAGAGGUUUUGAAGUUAUUGACAAAGCCAAAGCUGAGGUAGAGAAGGUGUGUCCUGGAGUUGUAUCCUGUGCAGAUAUACUAGCAGUUGCAGCAAGAGACGCAUCCCAAUACGUAGGUGGUCCAACAUGGGCAGUUAAGCUUGGGAGAAGAGAUUCUACCACUGCAAGCAAGAGCCUAGCUGAGAGUAAUCUCCCCCGUUUCAUAGAUGAUCUUCCUACGCUCAUUUCUCUCUUCGGAAACAAAGGCUUGAGUGCUAGGGACAUGGUUGCCUUGUCAGGUUCUCAUACAAUAGGACAGGCUCAAUGUGCCACAUUCAGGGACAGGGUAAACAACAAUACCAGUGACAUUGAUGCAGGAUUUGCAAGCACUCGCAGACGCUAUUGCCCUGCUGGUACUAAUCAAGGCAACACUAACUUGGCACCACUUGAUUUGGUAACACCCAAUUCCUUCGACAACAAUUAUUUCAAGAACCUACUGCGAAAGAAGGGCCUCCUCGAAUCUGAUCAAGUGCUUUUUAGUGGUGGAUCCACUGAUGCCAUAGUUUCUGAAUACAGUAGGGAUCCAUCAACUUUUAUGUCUGAUUUUGCAGCUGCCAUGAUCAAGAUGGGAGAUAUUGACCCACUGACUGGUUCAAAUGGGAUCAUAAGGAAGGUCUGCAAUGCUGUGGUCUAGUUCUUGCAUCUCCAUUUAGUAUAUAAAUUCCAGAAAACUGAAAGUUUUCCUCCUCUGAUAAUUGUUGAUUUUUUUUUCCCCUCAAAUUUCGUGUGCUAGCCAUUACAUUUAAUUCUUUCAAAUGUAAAAAAUUGGAGUGUUCUCUAUUUUUCUAAUAAUAAAGACAAAUUCCUUUA
Messenger RNA from Rubroshorea leprosula, 1261 nucleotides. NCBI's taxonomy places the organism in Eukaryota, Viridiplantae, Streptophyta, Magnoliopsida, Malvales, Dipterocarpaceae. The record is from the annotation of a GenBank genome assembly.